This is a messenger RNA of Fukomys damarensis (Damara mole-rat), 1630 nucleotides long. RefSeq names its product cilia and flagella associated protein 157 (gene Cfap157). The record is from RefSeq and is a predicted model, not a curated record. The coding region runs from base 53 to 1612 and encodes 519 amino acids. Gene Ontology annotation, molecular function: microtubule binding. Gene Ontology annotation, cellular component: ciliary basal body; cilium. Gene Ontology annotation, biological process: sperm axoneme assembly. NCBI's taxonomy places the organism in Eukaryota, Metazoa, Chordata, Mammalia, Rodentia, Bathyergidae. The transcript has 9 exons.
UAGCAACCACCUGGCCUCUUAAGGGGGCCUUGGACCGUGGUCGCCCUCAGCCAUGGCUCCAAAAAAGAAGGCAAACAAAGGAGACAAGGAGCUUGACAGUAAGAAGAAGAAAGGGGGCAAGAAGGAUCCCAGUGUGGCCACCAAGACCACGGAGGCGCCUUUAGCGAUGGAGAUGCAGGAAUUCUACCUCAACCAGAUCCGAGACCUGGAGGACAGGCUGGCCCGGUACCAGCGGAAGUGGGACGAGCUGGCCUCACAGGAGAGGCUGUCCCGCCAGGAGUUUGAGCAGCUGGCCAACCACAAGAAGGAGAUUGUGGCUUUCCUCAAGCACACACUCAACCAGCAGGUGGACGAGAUCACGGACCUCAAGGAGCAGCUGCAGAGCCUGCAGCUGGCCAAGGAGAUGGAGAAGGACGCCUUCGAGGCACAGCUGGCCCAGGUGCGCCACGAGUUCCAGGAGACCAAGGACCAGCUGACCACGGAGAACACUGUCCUCGGGGGUAAGCUGGCCGCCCUGGAGGAGUUCCGCCUGCAGAGAGAGGACCUCAUGUACAAGUUCUCGUCCCUGGAGGAUCAGCUGCAGAAGCAGGAGAGCGAAUACAAGGACUCCAUGUACAACCUGGAGAAGAAGUUGGUGCUGGACAAGGACAGGCUGAGGAAAGAGAUCAUCCAGCGAGUGAACCUGGUGGCUGCUGAGUUCCACAAGAUGGCCUCGGACCAGACGUGGGAGACGACGAAGCGGGCCAUCGUGGAGAACAACAGCAUGACUCUGCGGCUGGCCAAGGUGUCCCAGCAAGGUGUGCAGCUGCUGCAGGAGAACGAGCAGCUCAGGGACACCCAGGAGGAGCUGCGCAAACAGCUGGGGGUGCUGGAGAGCACCCAGAAGGUCAUGGCCAGGAGCAGCAGAGGCCACCAAAAGAUCAUCCUCAUGCUGACUGAGAAGUGCCAUGAACAGCAGCAGGGCAUGGCAGAGGCCAAGCAGCUGCGCCUGCUGCUGAACAACCUGGACCAGCGCGUCCUGCAGAUGCAGACGGACAAUCAGGCGCUGCGAAGCCAGAGAGACCAGCUGAACCAGCAGCAGCAGCAGCAGCAGGCUGAGGUACAGCGGCUACAGCAGGAGCUGACUGAGGAACAGAAGAUUCGGGCCAGCCUAGAGGUGAUCCUGGCCCAGGCCGCUGUGUACGUACAGGGUAUUCUGCAGAUGCACACAGAUGAAGAGGAUGGGGACUUCGAAGUGGCUCUGGCUCUCCAGCUGCGGUGCAAGGAGCUGCUGGAGCAACUGCUGGCCCUGCUGAGCUCUGCAGUGGUCCUGAAACCCCAAACAGCUGCUUGUCUCCGCCACAAGCAGCAGCCCCAUAGGCUGCCCAAGCAGAGCCGUUCCCGCACCCUGCAGCAGCAGCCGUCUGGCAUCACCACCUUCCAGCCAGGGCAUCCAGGCUCAGCGUCUCACCAAGGCCAUAUCCCACCCAACCCCAAGGAUCUCAGGCUGCUCUCAUUUGUCACGCGCAUGGGGACCCUCCGGGCCCACAGCACUCCUGAGAUCCGUGCCUCUGGUGCUCUAAAAAGCCUCAAAAAUUUCAGUCUUCCCGAAGUUUUACUGCGUCCCAAGUAGCACCUGGAGAGACCAACC